ACCGCUUGCACCUACUACAAAUACAAAAAGUUUAAAAAGUAUACAAAAUCAUGGAAUUUAAUAAAAAAGUUAAAAUAGAACGCAAUGCUGAAUACGAUCAUUUAGAGAAGAAAUAUCCUCAUAACGUGCUUUUAUAUGAAGAAACUCCAACAGAUACCAUAAAACUGGAGGAAUUCGAACAAGUAGCUCUUCAACGUUUACAAGUAUUACGUAUUUAUGAACAGGCCCAGGCAAGAGGUUUGCGUUUAUUAACCGAUGAGUGGAAAAGUUUUGUACAAAGCGAAUUGUCCAACGAAGGAUUGAAGGGUUAUCUGCGUUUAAUAACUAACGCUGGCAUUGGCAAUAACAUCAACAAUACGACCAACAGCAGUAAAUAUGAAUUUGAGCUAGAAUCAAGGAGAAAGGAUUAUUUGUCCCAUUUUAUAUUGCGAUUGGUCUAUUGUAGGUCAACUGAAUUGAUUCGAUGGUUUGUCACACGGGAACUUGAAUUGUUUAAGCAUAAAUUCUCGUCGAUGACAGCGAGUGAAAUUAAGCAUUUCAUUAAAUUGCAUCAACUUAACUAUAUGCCAUUGAGCCAAGAAGAGAAGCAAUCAUUAAAAGAAGAUCUGAUCGAGAGCACUGUUGGUUAUAGUGCUGCGUUGGUGGAAACAUUAGAUUUUUACAAAGUACCUUUCACUCAAGUUUUAGACUUAGUACGUACACGACGCUGUUUAGUUCAUCGUGGAUACUGUUACAUUACCAUACAUGAUGUAAUUUCGAUAGCCGCUUCAAAGCAACAAGAACUUAUUGAGAAUGGUUUGGAUUGUGUUAAAUUGCUUAUUAAUGAAGUGGACACAGAUGAGCGGCUUUAUCGUUUCAUUAAAUCGUUGCAUACGUCGUACACGGGCAAGGAUUACACAAUUAGUAAAAACGCAAGCGUUCCAAUCGAAUGCUUAGAUGACUUGUCAAAUAAAUCAUUUCCUCUUUGUAUGAAGGUAUGUCAUGAGCACAUUCGAACACAUCAUCAUUUAAAGCAUGCCGGACGUAUGCAAUAUGGACUUUUCUUAAAAGGAAUUGGUGUAACUAUGGAAGAUUCCGUACGCUUUUGGCGUGAUGAAUUUAUUAAAAUGAUGGAUGCAGAGAAAUUUGCCAAAAAUUAUCAAUACAAUAUUGAACAUAACUACGGUAAAAGAGGUUCUAUGACGAAUUACACGCCGCAUUCCUGUUUAAAAAUUAUAAAAGAAGUAGCUACACCCGGUUCAGCCAAUGGUUGUCCCUAUAGGCUCUAUGAUCAGAAUACCCUCAGGCAAAAGUUAAGUUCAAUUGGUUUAUCGGUUGCUCACAUUCAAGAUGUAAUGCAAUAUGUGGCAAAGGGUCACUACCAAUUAGCAUGUGGAAAAUUCUUCCAAAUUUCUCAUAAUUCGCCGGACGAAGUGGCGAUUAAUCAUCCAAAUCAAUACUUUGAAUUAAGCCAGACUUUGAUGGGUCAACGUGGUGAAAGCAAAACAAAACGUUUACCAUCCAAGACGGCAAAGAAAAAUGAUUUAGAUACUGUUUUCGAUAAUGAACUCUGGGAUGUCGAUAUGCCGAUAGAUAAUGAGGAAAAUCUGAAUAAAACGAGUUAACAUUCAAAAACGACAUUUUCCAAUCGUUUUGCAUACAUUCAUAUAUUGGUACCAACGAAA
This is a messenger RNA of Glossina fuscipes, 1664 nucleotides long. It is a transcript of the gene Prim2, whose product is annotated as DNA primase large subunit. NCBI's taxonomy places the organism in Eukaryota, Metazoa, Arthropoda, Insecta, Diptera, Glossinidae. The record is from RefSeq and is a predicted model, not a curated record. The coding region runs from base 51 to 1604 and encodes 517 amino acids. Gene Ontology annotation, cellular component: alpha DNA polymerase:primase complex. Gene Ontology annotation, biological process: DNA replication, synthesis of primer. The transcript is spliced from 2 exons.